This is a messenger RNA of Penaeus vannamei (Pacific white shrimp), 440 nucleotides long. Its product is annotated as neuropeptide-like protein 30. The record is from RefSeq and is a predicted model, not a curated record. Lineage: Eukaryota; Metazoa; Arthropoda; Malacostraca; Decapoda; Penaeidae.
UUGAGUCUUUCCUAUAGCAUAUAUAAGUCGGACUCGCGUUGCUGUAGAUGCAUAGUCUCUCCGCUUUCUUCGCUGAGCAUACAACGCAAACUUGUCCUCAACAUGAAACUGCUGUCGAUGACUGUGGUCCUGGUGGUGGCCCUGGCAUGCCUGGUGAGCUGGACCAGCGCCAUGCCUGAGCCUGACCCCGUGGCUGACCCUAAUCCUGGCUACCGACGUUACGGUGGGUAUGGUGGAUAUGGUGGGUAUGGAGGAUACGGGGGCUACGGAGGUGGAUAUGGAGGAUACGGGGGCUACGGAUACGGAGGAUAUCGCGGUGGCUAUUUCGGAUAAAGAUACUGCUGACGUCGCUGCAUUGAGAACCUUGAUACGGAAACUACAUGACGAUCGAAAAAUCUCUUUUCCUCUAAUUCUCUCUGAAAUAAACUCCAUGAAUGAAA